Messenger RNA from Juglans microcarpa x Juglans regia, 2281 nucleotides. RefSeq names its product F-box/kelch-repeat protein At5g26960-like. Gene Ontology annotation, molecular function: protein binding. NCBI's taxonomy places the organism in Eukaryota, Viridiplantae, Streptophyta, Magnoliopsida, Fagales, Juglandaceae. The record is from RefSeq and is a predicted model, not a curated record. The coding region runs from base 293 to 1594 and encodes 433 amino acids. The transcript has a single exon.
AUUUUUCUGAACUUGUAAGAAAAGAUUUGAAGACCCAAAUCAAAGCGGUUGAGGAGCUUUGCUCUGCGUAAUGCGAGUGCCAAUAGCUCUCCAGGAUGCCUGUUUGGUCUGCAUUAAGAUGUAGGUAGGUCCCCUUUAUUAUUUGAUUAACCCACCUUGUCGCCAUAAAUGACAGUCAAAACUGCUCUCAUCCUCGUCUCCCCAAAUCUUCUCAAAGAGAACUGAAUCCUUCGCUCUCACACUGUUGUAAUUAAUAAACACUCUCUGCAGCCCGCUUCUUUCGCACCUUAUUAUGUCAGAGAGCUGCAACUCUCGCCACUUCUCAUGGCUCAUGAAAUCCUGCUUUCCCAACCCUAAAUACACUUCUCCCGACUCCUUUUCUCAUCCCCAUUCCCACAUUCGUCUUCCCCUCAACGUCGCCGAUCACUGCUCCCUCCCCACUACUGUUUCCUCUCUUCCCAAUGAUCUUCUUCUUGAAUGCCUCUCCCGUGUCCCUCCCUCUUCUCUCCCUGCUCUCUCUCUUGUUUGCCUCCGCUGGGCCCGCCUCCUCCAGUCCCCUUACUUCUUCGAUCUCCGCCGACGCCUCGGUCGCCUCGAGAAUUUCGUGUUUGCCGUCUCUGCCACUGAUUCCGGCCUUUACGCCGCUAGUCUUCGCUUCCAUGACGAUGCCGAUGCUCUCUGGAAGGUCGCUUUCUUCCUACCCAACGACGCCGUUUCUCUCGGGAGUUUCCAUGGCUUGCUUUCCCACGCGCGGCUGUCCGCUGUCGGCCAUAGAAUCUUCAUAAUCGGUCGGAACUCGAUGGUGCGGUACGACACGUGGUCGGGGACUGUUGUAGCCAGAUCGGCGAUGAUUUUCCCUAGGAAGAAGUUCGCUACGGCCGUCGUUUCGGGGAAAAUAUACGCCGCUGGAGGUGGUCCAAGGACCAGCGCAGUGGAGGAAUACGAUCCCGACUCCGACACGUGGCGCGUGGUUGCGCACGCCCCGAGGAAGCGGUACGGUUGCAUUGGGGCCUCCGUGGACGGCGUCUUCUACGUGAUCGGUGGGCUCAAGAUCGGCGCUUCCGUGGACGAGCCCUCGCGAGCCGCCAACGCGGAGGCUCACGUAUACGCUAGCUCGAUGGACUUGUAUGACGUGGAGGCGCGUACGUGGUUGAGAAGUCGAGCCGUCCCCGGUGGCGGCUGCGUAGUGGCAGCUUGCGCUGCCGCCGGGCACGUGUAUGUUCUCGCAAGCCAUGCCGUGGAGCUCUCGUUCUGGAGAUUCGACGCGCGAAGAAGAACCACUAGUAAUAGCAACAACGGAAGCAGCGUUAACAGUGGAUUUGGGGAGUGGUGCAGGUUAAAGAGCCCUCCUCUCCUGGCGCAGGUUAGGCUGGACUGCACCGUGAGGUUCAGCUGCGUAGGAGUGGGAGUAAAGGUGGUGCUUGUUCAAGUCACGGGCUGUAUCGACGACCUAUUGAGGCGGAGCGGGAGGGGACUUAGAGGUUUGAGAGAAGGGCUGGUGUUGCUCUACGAUUCCGCUGGCGGAGACUGGAGCAGAGGGGCGGAUCUUCCGGAGGUGAUUCGACACGCCACCUGUGUGUCUGUGGAGUGCUAAGUUACGCUUUCCCCAUCCGCGCAUGUUAGGGAGUUCGCAAGCCUGAGCGCACGUGAUUGUCGUUGCGCACGCGUUUGCUUAAAGCGAGGAAAAGCGUUGUUUUGGGCGUUUUAUUUAAUAAAAGAGAGGAAAAGGUUGUAGAUUGGGUUAUUAAGAAGGGGAAGUGUCGUUGUUGCUACUUGCCGGUGCCUCCCCCGGAAAAUAGCACGUAAUUAUGGCAUGCAUGCAGUGAAAGAGCUGCCAAAUCCGCUGGACUUGCCAAGGAAAAUUAUACCAUAAUGCUGUACUUGGACCUUGAUUCACUCGACAGCGUCCGUCAAUUUUCGGAUUACUUCAGACGGUCAGGCUGGCCACUUGAUGUGUUAGUCUGCAAUGAAGUCGUUUAUUUGCCAACUGCUCAAGAGCCUACAUUUACUGCUGAAGGGUUUAUGUUUAGUGAUGUUUGCACUAACCACCUCGGUCACUUCCUUCUCUCAGGUUUGCUGCUUGAGGACUUGCAGAAAUCUGACCCAAUCAAGGCCUCUCAUCGUUGUGGGAUCAAUUACUGUUAUUCAUUCCUUCCGAGUUAUACUCUUUUUAUCUGUGAAUACUUCAGUUCAGCUAGCUUGUCCCAUUGAAAUAAAUCCAACACUCGAGAGGCUGUGUUGUAGACGUAUAUGAUUCUUAUGAAGAUGACUUCUUUUGCGA